Messenger RNA from Cicer arietinum (chickpea), 482 nucleotides. The record is from RefSeq and is a predicted model, not a curated record. Lineage: Eukaryota; Viridiplantae; Streptophyta; Magnoliopsida; Fabales; Fabaceae.
GCUGCUAUUAGGACAGUGGUGCAGAUUCACAUGUGUGAACCUCCUGGAGACAUACUUGUUUUUCUCACUGGAGAGGAAGAGAAAGAAGAUGCAUGCCGCAAAAUAUCUAAAGAAGUUGCAAAUUUGGGGGAUCAAGUGGGCCUUGUCCCUGUGAAAGCAGUACCAUUGUAUUCUACUCUUUCCCCAGCUAUGCAGCAGAAGAUUUUUGAGCCAGCUCCACCUCCAGUAAAAGAGGGAGGCCCCGCUGGAAGGAAGAUUGUGAAUGAUUUGUUUGAGGAUAGCCUUAGAGCUGCAGGAAUUCAAGGAGUAGAAGCCGUCACAAAGUUGUAUGUUUCCAACUUGGACCGUGGAGUAACCAAUGAAAAUAUAAGGGAACUUUCCUCUGAGCUUGGAGAAUAUGGCACCAUUACUAGUGCUGUUUAGAUGAGAGAUGCAGAUGGUAGGUCGAAGGGUUUUGGUUUUGUCAAUUUCGAAAACCCAGA